Molecule: messenger RNA, 6331 nt
Organism: Megalobrama amblycephala (Wuchang bream)
Lineage: Eukaryota; Metazoa; Chordata; Actinopteri; Cypriniformes; Xenocyprididae
Gene: lamb2
Product: laminin, beta 2 (laminin S)
Exons: 33
Coding region: 250-5625 (1791 amino acids)
Biological process (GO): substrate adhesion-dependent cell spreading; basement membrane assembly; cell migration
Cellular component (GO): laminin trimer
Molecular function (GO): extracellular matrix structural constituent
Source: RefSeq, a predicted model, not a curated record
GGAAAGCAAGUAGUGGAAUAUUGUUUUUCUAAAGCACUUUCCCUGAGGACCGUGGAGCUUUACGAUUCACGGGACUCCAGCGCAUGUUUUCCAUUAGUCAUUUCCAUAACUGUAACAGGACUUCAGAAAGUCUGUCUGACUCUGAUAUCUCUCAAAGUCUCAUUGGCUUAAAGAACAGCUUGACCAUCGACAACAUCACAGUAAACAUAGGCGCGCGACAGUUGAAGGGAGCUCAUCAUAAAGCGCACCAUGCGCGCGCUUCUCUUACUGUUCAUCUAUGUCCUGUCAACGGCCAGCGCACAGGAGCCUGAUCAUGCCCACGGCUGCACCCAUGGAAGCUGUUACCCUGCAACCGGCGACCUCUUGGUGGGGCGGGAAAUGAACUUGAAAGCAUCGUCCACCUGCGGCCUGCGAAGGAGAGAACCCUACUGCAUUGUCAGCCAUCUGCAGGAAGAGAAGAAGUGUUUCCACUGUGAUUCACGGCGACCUUAUGAUCCUUAUUCAAACCCCAUCAGUCACCGCAUCGAGAAUGUCAUCACCACCUUCAAACCACACCGCAAGAAGUCCUGGUGGCAGUCCGAGAAUGGGAAGUCUGACGUUUACCUUCAGCUGGACCUGGAGGCAGAGUUUCACUUUACUCAUCUCAUCAUGACAUUUAAGACUUUCCGUCCGGCAGCCAUGUUGAUCGAGCGAUCUGCAGAUUUUGGUCGAACCUGGCAGGUGUACCGUUACUUCUCUUCCGACUGUGAGUCCAACUUCCCGGGAAUUUCUCAGAGUCCUCUUCGUAAGGUUGAUGAUGUUAUCUGCGAAUCCAGAUAUUCGGACAUCGAGCCAUCAACAGAAGGAGAGGUGAUUUAUCGUGUUCUUGACCCUGCUAUUCGGAUCGAAGACCCUUACAGCCCUAACAUUCAGAACCAGCUAAAAAUCACUAAUCUCCGUCUGAACUUCACCAAGCUGCACACUCUGGGUGAUAAUCUGCUGGACUCACGGCCCGAGAUCAAAGAGAAAUACUACUAUGCCAUGUAUGAGCUGGUUGUCAGGGGCAACUGCUUUUGCUAUGGCCACGCCUCCGAGUGUGCUCCUAUCGACGGCAUCAGGGAUGACAUUGAGGGCAUGGUACACGGGAGGUGUGUGUGCAAACACAACACGAAUGGGUUGAACUGUGAAAAGUGUGAUGACUUCUAUAAUGACCUGCCCUGGAGACCAGCUGAGGGCCGUAACACCAACGCCUGCAAGAAAUGCAACUGUAACGGUCACUCCAACAAGUGUCAUUUUGACAUGGCGGUGUAUCUGGCUACUGGAAAAGUCAGUGGAGGAGUGUGUGACAACUGUCUCCACAACACCAUGGGCCGCAACUGUGAGACCUGUAAACCUUUUUACUAUCAGGAUCCAAUGAGAGACAUCAGAGACCCUGGGGUCUGCGUGGCCUGCGACUGUGACCCAGAUGGUUCUCUGAACGGUGGCAUUUGUGACGGGCAUGAUGACCCCUCUUCGCGCAUGAUUGCUGGGCAGUGUCGUUGUAAAGACAACGUUGAAGGCCCACGCUGUGAUAAAUGCAAGCCUGGUUUCUUUGGACUCAGUGCUAGCGACCCUCGUGGCUGCCAACCAUGUAAAUGUGACCCCAGGGGUACAGUGUCCGGGAGCUCUCAGUGUGACCCUGUUAGUGGAGACUGCUUCUGUAAACGCCUGGUCACUGGACACAGCUGCAACCAAUGUCUGCCUGAGCACUGGGCCCUGAGUCAUGAUGCCAUUGGCUGCAGAGGGUGUGACUGUGAUGUGGGUGGAGCUACAGACAACCAAUGCUCAAUGGAAACAGGACAGUGUCACUGUCGGAGUCACAUGAUUGGACGCCAGUGUAACCAGGUGAAGUCUGGGUAUUUCUUUAUGGCCCUCGACCACUACAUCUAUGAGGCUGAAAAUGCCAAACUGGGUCAAGGCUCUGCAUUUGAGGAAAGAGAGUACCAGCCGGGCCGUCCCGUCUCGUGGACAGGCACUGGGUUUGCACGGGCUCCUGAAGGAGGUACGCUGGAGUUCGCCAUUAACAACAUUCCAUAUUCUAUGGAAUAUGACAUCCUCAUUCGCUAUGAGCUUCAGAUGCCACGGGACUGGCAGGAAGUCCGUGUUAUGGUGAUUAGACCAGGCCCCAUACCUACCAGCAGUCCAUGUGGAAACACCAUCCCUGCAGAUGAUCUGCUAACCGUAUCGCUCCCCUCUGGUGCCAGGUUUGUGGUUCUGCCUCAGACGGUGUGUUUGGAGAGAGGAGUGAGUUACAAACUGCGUGUGGAGUUCAUUCGUUUCGCUGACCGGAACAGCAUCACUACCUCCACUAAUGCCUUUGUACUUGUUGACUCUAUUGCCCUUCUCCCUCGUUACUCUUCUCUAGAGAUGUUUACCGCGGGAGACCCUGCCUCCGUCACGCGGAAGCAGAGCUAUGAGCGUUACCGCUGCCACGAGACUGCCAAGAGUGUGUCCCGCCCACAGAUGAGUGAAGUGUGUGCUAAACUCAUCACCAGCAUGUCUGCCCUCAUUAACGACGGCGCGCUGCCUUGUGAGUGCGAUCCUCAGGGUUCGCUCAGCUCAGAGUGUGAUGUCCGUGGUGGUCAGUGCCGCUGCAGGCCCAACAUAUCAGGCCGCCGCUGUGAUAAAUGUGCACCGGGGGCUUAUGGCUUUGGCCCUUCCGGAUGCAAACUUUGUGAAUGUAGUUUGGAGGGCUCUCAGAGCCGUUUCUGUGACCAGUACACAGGACAGUGUCCAUGCCGGCCUGGUGCAUUUGGUCAGCGCUGUGAUGGUUGUCAGGCUGGACACUGGGGCUUCCCAAACUGCAGGUCUUGCCAAUGUAAUGGCCAGGCUGAUGAGUGCCACCAGAGGACUGGAGCCUGUCUCAACUGCAGAAGCAAUACAGCAGGAGACCAGUGUGAAAGAUGUGCUAAUGGUUACUAUGGAAACCCAGCCAUUGGUUUAGGGAGUCAGUGUCGACCAUGCCCCUGUCCUGAGGGCCCCAACAGUGGACGCCACUUUGCCGCCUCAUGUUAUCAAGACAACCGCAACCAACAGGUGGUCUGCAACUGUAACCAGGGUUACACAGGUCCACGUUGUGAAGAAUGUGCUCCUGGUUAUUACGGUGACCCCUCUAGGCCCGGUGGGCAGUGCCAACCUUGUCGUUGCAGUAACAACAUCGACCUAUCGGAUCCUGAGGCAUGUGACAAGCGUACUGGCCAGUGCCUCAAAUGCCUGUACAACACUGAAGGACCGGACUGCAGUGUGUGCAAGAGCGGAUACUAUGGAGAUGCUUCCCGCCGCAACUGCCGGAAGUGCACCUGCAACUUCUUGGGCACGGAGCGUAGUCAGUGUCUGUCUCGAGAUGACUGUGUGUGCCAGCGUGCCACAGGACAGUGCCAGUGUCUACCUCAUGUUAUUGGACAAACUUGUGAUCACUGCGCUCCCAACUACUGGAACCUGGCAAGUGGGCGAGGCUGUGAGCCCUGUGGGUGUGACCCCAACAAUGCCUACACAUCUGCCUGUAAUGAGGUACCCUUGACUCACAAAUACUACACACACUCAGGGCAAACGGUCUUCCAUAUGAACAUUUUUGCUUCACAAUUAAUCAUAAUUCACCAAAAUCCUAUUGAUUUGGUUACUUCUCCUCCCACAGCAUGUGACUGUGACCCCCGUGGCAUCGAGUCAUCUCAGUGCAACCGUGUGACCGGUCAUUGCGUGUGCCAGCAGGGAGUGUCAGGCGUUCGCUGUGAUCAAUGUGCCCGUGGCUUCUCUGGCACCUUCCCUGAUUGCAAGCCUUGCCACCAGUGCUUUGGGGACUGGGACCGCAUAGUUCAGGAUCUGACGACCAGAACCAAAGCUCUCACAGAUCGAGCCAAGGAGCUCCACACUACCGGCUUGACUCGAGCCUUCGAGAGAAAAUUUAAAGAGUUGGAGGACAUGCUGGCUCAGGUGCGGGACAUUGUUAAUGCCCGCAAUGGCACCGCUGAAGCUGUGACCGUUCUGAUGGGCAUGAUAGAGGAUCUCAGAGCUCAGAUUGGUGAGACCACGGACACACUGAACCAGCUGGAGGGAGACCUGACUGCUGUGCAGGACAGUAACUAUGAGGCCAGUAAUGCGCUAAGUACCCUGGAGAGGGAAGCGAAAGAGCUCAACCUGAACUCAGAUCAGCUUAACCGUCAGCUUGACAUCCUCAAGAACUCCAACUUCUUGGGUGCAUAUGACAGCAUACGAGCCUCGUACAACAAGUCACGUGACGCAGAGCAUCGUGCCAACAGAUCUACCUCUGACAUUCCCAGCACAGUGAGCCAAUCAGCAGACACCCGCAAGAAAACAGAGCGACUGAUUGCCCAAAAGAGAGAUGAUUUUAACCGCAAAAACGCUGCCAACAAACGUACACUCACAGACUUAAAUGCGAAAGCUCAAAAUCUGGACAUCAAGAAAAUCAAUGAAAAGGUGUGUGGAGCACCGGGUGAUGCUCCAUGUAUGGACAGCCCUUGUGGUGGUGCUGGUUGUCGUGAUGAUGAGGGAAAACGCCACUGUGGAGGUCUGAAUUGCAAUGGAGCUGUUGCAGUGGCCAACAAUGCCCUGGAUAGAUCCAAGCAUGCAGAAAAAGAGUUGGAUAAAGCUAUGGGAGUGGUGGAAGAGCUUUUUAAGCAGGUGGCAGAUGCUAAGACCAAGGCUCAGGAAGCUAAGGAUAGAGCCCAGGCAGCUUUGGAAAAAGCUAGUGAUACCAAGAACAAGGUGGAUCAUUCUAACAACGACCUGAGGGACCUCAUCAAACAAAUUCGUGAAUUUCUUAUGCAAGAGGGGGCAGAUCCUGACAGCAUUGAGGCAGUGGCCAAUCGGGUGCUGGAACUAUCUAUCCCUGCUUCUCCCGAGCAGAUUCGACAUCUCGCAGAUGAGAUUAAAGACCGUGUCAAGAGUCUGUCCAAUGUAGACGCCAUUCUUGAGCAGACCCAGAAUGACGUCCGCAAAGCAGAACAGCUGCUGCUGGAUGCCAAGAAAGCCAGGAAUAAGGCAGAGGGAGUGAAGAGCACAGCUGAGAGUGUGAAAAAGGCCUUGAAUGAUGCCACCAGGGCCCAGGCAGCUGCAGAGAAGGCCAUUCAGAAAGCUAGAAAUGACAUUGGCUUAACUCAGAACCAGCUGGUACAGAUCCAGUCAGAGACCACAGCUCGUGAGAGAGAUCUUAAUGAUGCCAUGGACAGGCUGGGAGAUCUGGGACGCCAAAUAGAGGCCUUAAAGACCAAACGCGCCAACAACAGCCUGGAUGCAGCACGGGCGGAGGAGACUGCCACCAUGGCCCGAGACAAGGCCAAUGAAGCUAAAGAGAUCCUGGAUGGCGAGCUGUCCGAUAAGUACCGUACUGUUCAGGGUCUGAUGGACAGUAAGGCGAAGACAAUGCAGGACGCCAAGCAGAAAGCAGAGCGCCUGAGAGAAGAAGCGAAGGAGCUGCUAAAGGAUGCCCAGGAUAAACUGCAGAGGCUGGCGGAGCUUGAAAAGGACUAUGAGGAAAACCAGAAGGUAUUGGAAGGCAAAGCCAGGCAGCUGGAUGGCCUAGAAGAUAAAAUGAAGGCAAUCCUGCAUGCCAUCAAUAAACAGAUACAGAUCUACAACACCUGUCAAUAAUCCGUCACAGAAAGGAAGCCCAUCAGCUGGACUGCUGCUGUCUCUGAAAUUUCACUACUGUCUGAAAGGAUCUGCCAUUUUCAUGACUUUUUUUCCCCAGGCUGCUACAACAAUUGCCGUUUGCCAACAAACCUGCAAUGCCAAACUGCCACCAGACACGAUGUCUGCAACAAAUGUUGUUUUAAUGAAGGGCUUUUGUCAAAAGACACUACAUUAACCUAUUUUCAUUACGGAGUCGAAUGAAAUGCAGAUAUUCACAUGUGUUUUGUAAGGCAGAGCAGUAUUCUACUUUCUUGUCAUUAGAAAUUUGCUUGUAAAAUACUGUAUGAUGAAGUUACUGAGUUUGCUUGAAUGUAAAAGACACUGAAUCGUGGCACAGAAGUUGUAGUGUUUAGAUUUUCUGCUUGCCCUUUUUCUUUUAAAACAGGUAUUGCUUGGUAUUUGAUUUUAAUGAUAUUUUAACACUCUCAUUUUCUAAUGAGAAACACUUUACAUUUGUUGUCUUCUAAGAAAAGUUUCUAUAAUAGGCUGAAUAUCUGUCUAAGAGAAACUACUGUAAGAAUAGACUUACAAAGACAUUGUUAAAUGAAGUAAAAUGAGUUGUUGUUUACUGGUUGUGUAUCAUGUACAUUGAUGUACAUCAUGAUUGUUCUUAUGAGUAUCAAAACCAACAAUAACAAUUAAUAAAAAAUAAAAAGUAAUAAUA